Paracoccidioides brasiliensis Pb18 is the source of this 606-nucleotide messenger RNA. RefSeq lists its product as uncharacterized. The transcript has 4 exons. The record is from RefSeq and is a predicted model, not a curated record. Bases 1 to 606 code for a protein of 201 amino acids.
AUGGCGCUGGCAACCAAAACAAACGUAUUUGAAAUACAUACCAAAACCUUGGUCAAGGAUAGAAUGCAUGAGAAGCUCCUCAAAUGGCUGUUUCCCCUCAACUCAUCCUGGCGCCCUGAGUGCCAAAAGAAGCGGGUUGACGGUACCAAUCUUAAAUAUCUCGACCGGUCGUCCGAGACAGCGACCUGCCGAACACUAUCUACUAUGGAGAUCCAGGAGCAGGGAAACGAUUCUCUCGUAGGAUAUAGAUCUAGGAAAACUGGAAUGAGAAGCUCACCAUGGGAACGUUCAGCCAGACUUCUCGUAACUAGCGCUCAUUUUACAGCGAUAUAUAUUUGUCUAGAUGCGAUUGAUGAACUGAAAGACAUGCGAAGGCUUUUUGGAAUGCUUGCUAAAAAAAGCUCUCCCAUGCCCUUGAGACAGUCCGCAUUUAUUUUGGAGAGGCACCUACCAUUCCACUUGCCGCCCGAACAAACUGUCCUCGAUCGUGAAGAAGCACUGAAACCGUUGCCAUCAAACCUUGAUGACGCAUUUGCAGGAACAAUGGAAAGGAUUGAGAGGCAAACAGAUUCACAGUUUAAACUGGAAGCAGAGGCAAUUGACUGA